This is a messenger RNA of Ostreococcus tauri, 765 nucleotides long. RefSeq names its product Cytochrome b5-like heme/steroid binding domain. The coding region runs from base 1 to 765 and encodes 254 amino acids. The record is from RefSeq and is a predicted model, not a curated record. The transcript has a single exon. Gene Ontology annotation, cellular component: membrane; endomembrane system. NCBI's taxonomy places the organism in Eukaryota, Viridiplantae, Chlorophyta, Mamiellophyceae, Mamiellales, Bathycoccaceae.
AUGGCGAUGCUCGCGAUGACGAUGGGCGCGAUGACGACGACGACGACGACGACGACGACGACGACGACGACGACGCGCGGGCGCGCGCGCUUGGUCCACCCGACGACGCUCUCGACGAAGACGGACGACGGCGACGGCGGAUGGCGACCGUGGGCGAGGCGACGGAGGAUUUGGUUGAGCGUCCUCGGCGAGGCGUUCGACGUGAGCGCGGGACGGACGUAUUACGCGGGCGACGGGGCGUACGCGACGUGUUUCGCGGGACGCGACGCGACGCGGGCGUUUGGUACGGGGGAUUUUAGCGAGAGUGGGUGCGUGGAGGACGUGCGCGGGAUGACGCUCGGCGAACUCGCGGGGGCGCGACACUGGCGCGACUUCAUGCGGGACAAGUAUCGGUUCGUCGGCGUCGUCGCCGGAGGGGCGUUUUACGACGAACGGGGCGAAGAAACGGCCGUGUUGAGGGAGGUGCGAGAGAAAUUGGAGACGUACGAUCGCGAGGAGGCGCGCGCGAAGGAACGCGUGCGCAUGUUUCCGGAUUGCUCGAGCUCGUGGACCGCCGAAACGGGCGGCUUCGUCUGGUGCGACGGAGACGACGGAGUCGCCAGGUACCCGCGAAACGAGACCACGCCGUCGUCGAGCGGUGAGAUCAGCGCCCGAUGCGCGUGUUUUCCCGAUCUCGCCGAUACGAGCGCGCGAUCCAAGUACGCGGGGUGCGCGUUGACCGCCUCUCGAUGUCGAGUGUCGCCUCCCGAACCAACCUCGAGUUGA